Molecule: messenger RNA, 1751 nt
Organism: Corylus avellana
Lineage: Eukaryota; Viridiplantae; Streptophyta; Magnoliopsida; Fagales; Betulaceae
Product: Glutaredoxin family protein
Source: RefSeq, a predicted model, not a curated record
UCUUCUUCUCCGGUGCCCCCAUAUAAUUGCAUUGAUUUCAUCAUCUUCCCCCAACCCCCUGAGAGCUCCUCUUCACCAACACAAUACUUCUUAUCUCUCUGUCUCUCUCUUACUUUCACUCUAAGCCUGAAAAAGCAACCCAAUCCAUCUCUAGAAAUGUCUCCCUGACAGCAAUCAAACUUUCCCAACAGAACAUAAUCCAAAGCCAAAAGAGAAAAAUCCCAAAUCAAAAAGGCCUCUCAGAGAAGACAAACCAAACCAAAAAGUUUGAACCUUUUUCUCAUUUUCCUCUCAAUCGCUCAUUCAUGGGCUGCUCUUCUUCAAAACCCAACAUCCUUUACCCGGAACUCCCCUCUCACCCUUCUUCUUCGUCGUCAUUUUCUGCUUCAGACUCUUCGCAUUCUUCACCGCCGGUCACUAGAGCUCUUUCCCUCCCAACCCCACUUGUCCACCACCCACCUCUCCGAAAGGGCGACACCCACCACCUUGUGUCUCUCACCUCCACCACCUAUGGUUCCCUCCUCCUCAUUGACCAUCCUGACCCUCCCAAAAAUCCUAACUUGAACGGUCAGGAUUUCCCUGUUCACCACAAGAUAAGCCCAGUCCCACCAGACCCAGAACACUCUUUGUCGCCAGACUCUGUAAUCAACGCCUGGGAACUCAUGGACGGCCUCGACGACUUUGAAUCCGAUUCCGAAAAGCCCGUCUCGUCGAUUUUCGACCGCCCAAUCGCCAUUCCUAGCAAACCCAGUUCUACCGGGUACACGGGCAGUGACGUGUCAGUGAAAAAACUGUCUGAUUUGUUUGAAUCAGUGAAAAACUCAGAAAUCGUUUCUGAAAAAUCGUCGUCUUCGACGAAACCGCUGUGGCAGCAUUUAUCCGAGGAAGCUCUGCUAUCUAAAAUGGAUCCCAAUGUGGUUUAUAGCUAUAGGCGCGCAUUGUCAUCCAGGCAAUUGAAUAGCAUUCAGCCCAAAGGAAUACGAUCAUUGGGGUCCAGUCCUGUGAGUUUUUCAUUUUCCAAUAGUUGGUGUUUCUUGCCAGGCAGUGAAGAUAGAAUAGUGAUCUAUUUUACAAGUUUGAGAGGAAUUCGGAAGACGUAUGAAGAUUGUUGUUCGGUUAGGAAGAUAUUUAGGGGCUUCAGAGUGCCGGUAGACGAGAGGGACAUUUCCAUGGAUUCAGAGUACCGAAAGGAGCUGCAAAGCGUGCUGGGAGGAAAGGCAGUGAGCCUGCCGCAAGUGUUUGUUAGGGGGAAGUAUGUUGGCGGCGCAGAGGAGGUCAAGCAACUCAAUGAGGAUGGAGAAUUGGAUAAGCUUUUGGAGGGGUUUCCGAUGAUGGAUCCCGGAUUCGUAUGCGACGGGUGUGGAGAUGCCAGGUUCGUGCCGUGCCGGAAUUGCAGUGGCAGCCGGAAGGUGUUUGAAGAAGAGGAAGGAGAGUUGAGGAGGUGCCCUGAUUGCAAUGAGAACGGGUUGAUUCGGUGCCCGGGUUGCUGCAGCUCAUGAAUGUGGAUGAAUGGAUGCAUGCCAUUGCCAAUAACAGAUGCAUAUGUGUUGGUAUUUGUUCUUGAGAAAUCCUAGAAAAUGUUACAAAUCUGUACUGCUACAACUAAGAAUGCCUUGAAUUUAUAUAUACUUAGGAUUUUGUUUGAAAUUUUGUUUAUUCUCAUCUGUCAUUAUUGUUAGGAUUUUGGUUUAUUUGUUCAUUCUCUCUCUGAACAGCAUGAAAUAAAACCAAAAAGUUUCCCUUUUUAAAUC